AUGGCCUGUACCGCUCGGGUAUUGACUCGCUCUGCGAGGUCCCUGGCCUACAGGGGCCCUGGGCUUCUUUCUACACGCUCAUUUUCGACCUCGCCGUUCCGCUUCGUCCAAGAAGAUCCGGUGAUGCCUCCUCCCCCCAAGGAACUACGUGCGGAGGAUUAUCCACCCGUCCCUGAAUACUCGCCCGACCUUCUGAGCAAGGAGGAGCGCUCAAUGUACGAUAUGAUGUCUCCGGAAGAGCGUGCCGAAUUCGACGCCGAGAACCGUCGCACCGUGGCCGACUUCAACGAUCUCGACAAGCGCGCUGCCGCAUUCGCAGAGCUCGAGAAAAGCGUCAACCAAAUUGAGAAGGAACACGACCUCCGAUUCGAGGAUGUUCGCGACAAGUCCCGCGGAUUCUGGGCCGAAGAUGAGAGCGAUGAAUUGGCCUUGGUUGAAGACGGUGACGAAGAAAUUAACGAUGACGAGAUCACCUCGACGGCACAUGCCCAAAUGGAAUUGCAACGCGAGCUGCGCGAGUACGCCCGCAUCACGGCUUGGGAUAUGCCAAUGCUGAGCAAACUCGCCAAACCCUUUAACCUGCCCGCCGAAAACCAAAUCCUCCGUUUCCGCUAUACCUCCUACAUGGGUGAACAGCACCCUGCUGAGCCCAAGGUUGUCGUUGAGCUCGCCUCCCAAGAUUUGAUUCCCAAACACCUCACCGAAGCCCAGCGCCAGACUUUCCUCAAGUUGGCUGGCACCCGCUACAACCCGCAAACCGACGUUGUCCGAAUCUCUUGCGAACAAUUUGGCUCCAGUGCCCAGAACAAACGCUACUUGGCCGAUCUCGUGAACACCCUCAUUAAGGAAGCCAAGCAAGGUGACGCUUUCGCUGACGUCCCUCUGGACCUCCGUCACCACAAGCCCAAGAUUCGUCCUCGCUUCCCCGAUUCUUGGAACAUGACGGAGGCACGCCGGCAGCAGCUGGCUGCUCGUCGUGCGGAACGAAUUAGUGCCGCGAAGGAGCGGGAGGCUGUCGACGGCAACUCGAUUGUCGCGCAGGCUAUCCAGUCUCUCCCCUCGCUGAACCCGGCCCUCAAGGCCCAGGCAACCGAGGAGCGGGAGCGUGUUGCUGUUAAGGUCGGGGCUCGGAGUUCGAAAAAGCAGCCUCGACGAUGA
Molecule: messenger RNA, 1158 nt
Organism: Penicillium waksmanii
Lineage: Eukaryota; Fungi; Ascomycota; Eurotiomycetes; Eurotiales; Aspergillaceae
Product: mitochondrial 37S ribosomal protein mS35
Exons: 2
Coding region: 1-1158 (385 amino acids)
Biological process (GO): mitochondrial translation
Cellular component (GO): mitochondrial small ribosomal subunit
Molecular function (GO): structural constituent of ribosome
Source: RefSeq, a predicted model, not a curated record